AUGCGCUCCGGCGAGGCCUUGGCCGCGGACACCGCCGGCCUCGGCGUCCGGGCACCUGUCUGCCCCCGGCCCCCGGGCCGCCCGCCCCUGCUGUGGGGGCGCCAGUCUCCAUCCGGGCCCCCGGGCCCCUGCGUGACCGUCACAGGCUCUGAGUCUCGAGGCCUCCCAGGGGGAGCCGCCCAGGCCGGGCGUGGGCAGGGGCCCUCGAGCAUUCCGGAGACGCAGCUCUGGGGGCCGCUCCAGCUGACCGGCGGGCCUCCGGGACCACCGCCCCCGGGAGGGUCGGCCUCGGAGGCCCCUGGGCCCGGCCCGCGCCUGCCCCGCCGGCGUCUUCUCCACUCACUGUUUACCUUCUCUCCAUGGUCCAACUGUGAUGGGCACCGGAGCCCGGCCUGCCGCGCCCUCCGCCCUGCACCGCGCCUCCCGGUGCUCCGACCCGACGGUGCUACACGUGACGGGUGCUUCUCGGGCACGGCCAGCGCGCGCCCGCCGCCGCCUACGCGCGUCGUCCCAGGGCCACGCCCACGCCGGCCGGCCGGCCGGGCCGCGCACUCGGACUGCCUGCCCGCCUCUGGGCUCCCCACGGUGGCGCGGGACGGCCAGGCUGGUGCCUGGCGGCCCACCGUGCCUCUGGUGCUGCCGUCCACCCUGGGCGUGCCUUCGCCCCAGUGCCUGCUGGAAGCGCCCCCCUCGCCCCCCGACGACCGCCCGCCGGCCCGCGGCCAUUCCAACGCUCCGUGGUCUCCCCUCCCCCGUCUCCACCGCAGGACGGCGCUGGGGGCGAGUGGUGCCCCGGGGUCCCAGGCCACCGACAGGCACGCCCUGUGGCUUCCUCCGCAGCAAAGUCGGGACGAGCAGCGUCUUGCUCUGGUCAAAAAGGAAGACAAAGACAUCCCCCCCUUGAAGUCGUGGUGGGGGCCAGCCGCCCGGAAGUGUCUGUCCCCGAGGGCGGGGCUGUCCCCUCUGGUGCCCGGCUUCCCUGCGCCUCCCACGGGGGCCCGGGACCUGGCGUGGGCGGCCGGCACCAUCCCCCCAGGGAGAGGCUGUGCCAGCGGCCGGAGUGUCGCCCUGCGGCUAGGUCACAGGUGCUCAGGCCCCGGGCGCCACCUCAGCCUCAGCCGCAUCAGGGAUGGACACAGCAAGGUGGGGGGGGCAGAGCCCCUUCUGGUGGUGCAGGGCUGCAGCCCUGGGGGCAGGAACUGGACCCUCCCCCCCUUCCUGAGCAGUGGCUUUGCUGAGCCCCACGGGAGAGAAGACCAGAGCAGCAGCCCAGGAGCGGAGCAGCUGGGCCGAGGCUGCAGCCCCGGGGCCUGGGGUCCCACACAGCAGCCCUUCCUGGGCUGGCUCUCGGCCUCCGUCCCCGGGGUCGUACUGGGGCGGCAGCGGCUCCCAGGGAGGCCACGGCCAGGCCCGCAGCGUGUGGACUGCUUCUGA
This is a messenger RNA of Phyllostomus discolor (pale spear-nosed bat), 1434 nucleotides long. RefSeq names its product collagen alpha-1(I) chain-like. NCBI's taxonomy places the organism in Eukaryota, Metazoa, Chordata, Mammalia, Chiroptera, Phyllostomidae. The record is from RefSeq and is a predicted model, not a curated record. Bases 1 to 1434 code for a protein of 477 amino acids. The transcript is spliced from 4 exons.